Messenger RNA from Vollenhovia emeryi, 967 nucleotides. RefSeq lists its product as uncharacterized. The record is from RefSeq and is a predicted model, not a curated record. Lineage: Eukaryota; Metazoa; Arthropoda; Insecta; Hymenoptera; Formicidae. The transcript is spliced from 3 exons. Bases 15 to 917 code for a protein of 300 amino acids.
AGAGGACUGUAAUAAUGGCAGAGCACAAAGAAUAUCAGUGGCUGAUGCAACAUUAUAUUCGCACAUAUCAGUGUAGAGUGUGUGAAGAAACGUGUGUUCUAGAAACAUAUUUCUGGAACAAUACGGAUAAUUGUCAACCGUCGACAAAAACAUUGACCAAAUUAAAAGAGCACUUAAUUCUUAAACAUCCGGAAACAUACGUUCGCCUGAAAGACCUGUCACAAAAUGAGCUGCUGCGAUGUUACAAUUCGAAAUUAAACUGCCAAGUCUGUAUUGCAGGAUUCGAGAAUAACACGUACAGUUUCCAACCGUCUAAAGAAAUAUUAAUACAAUUAAAAAGGCACUUAUGCGAUAACCAUACCAAACAAUAUAAUCCCAAACAUGACACAGAAUAUAAUGUAAUUAAAGUGAAACAGGUUCCAGUACGUUCCUUUAUACUAAAACAUUAUUCAUAUUUAAAAGGAAAUCUGCUAAAAUGCAAUAAUUGCUUUCAAAUAUUUUGUAUCGCUGGAGUGAACGUUUCUUCUUAUAAGAUACUAUAUUUUCACCUAAAACAUGACCAUUACAACAAAUUAACAGCAGUAGAAAGGGAUGAUUCAAAAGUAGCUUGGUAUUGGGAUUACUUCACACAGAACAAAGGACAAAAUGAAUCCAAGAUUUGUGAAAAAAAAUAUAACACAUCCACUAAUCAUAAUCACCUGGGUUCUCAUCUCAUAAAUGUCCACAAAAAAACCUAUCCAACUUUGAGCAUUGCUACGGAUGAUACGGAGGAUUCGAUCGAUACAGAUAUGAGAACAUCUACAGGAAAAGAGAACGUUCAAGAAACCGCAGCUUCUUUAUGUACGGAUAUGCCCACAAAGACAGAAGUGACAAGAGCUCUUAACGAACCAACAGCAAGCACUUCGAAAGCAACUUGAGGAUUACCUUCGCCGCUUUAUAGGUGGGACUGAUAUUCCAGAAUCAUCUG